AUGUCGGAAUCUGUUUUAGGCUCUUCAGCUCGUCAACGCUUAGAAUCAUUUCUUUUACUUUCCAAGUCUGCCAAGGGCAGCGCAUGUGUACAACUCAUCAAAGAUGCUUUAGGAGCUCCAGGUGUUUAUGUAUUUGCAGAACUGUUAGACAUGCCAAAUAUUGCAAAGCUUCGAAACAAUGAACAAUACCAACCCUAUCACACAUUGUUAAGGCUUUUCUCAUAUGGAACUUAUAAAGAUUACAAAGAUAAUGUUGAAACAUUACCACCAUUGGAUGAUGCACAAUUAAACAAACUUAAACAUCUGUCAAUUGUAUCUUUAUCCGAAGAAGCACAAACAAUUCCAUAUGAUACAUUAUUAAAAUACUUUGAUAUACCUAAUGUUCGAGAACUCGAGGAUUUGAUUAUCCAUGCAAUAUAUCAAGAUGUUAUUAAAGGUAAAUUAGAUCAGAAAAGAAAGCAACUUGAGGUUGAGUAUACAAUGGGAAGAGACUUACGCCCAGGGCAAAUAGAUCAUAUGUUACAAGUUUUAAAUGCCUGGUCUCACACAUCUGAAGAAAUUCUAAAAUCAAUUGAUGCAAAAAUUAUUAAAAUUCCAUGGAAUAUCAUGAUGAAAAAUUUUAAAGGUGGUAGAACAGGAAAAAAGCUUCGAAACAAUGAACAAUACCAACCCUAUCACACAUUGUUAAGGCUUUUCUCAUAUGGAACUUAUAAAGAUUACAAAGAUAAUGUUGAAACAUUACCACCAUUGGAUGAUGCACAAUUAAACAAACUUAAACAUCUGUCAAUUGUAUCUUUAUCCGAAGAAGCACAAACAAUUCCAUAUGAUACAUUAUUAAAAUACUUUGAUAUACCUAAUGUUCGAGAACUCGAGGAUUUGAUUAUCGAUGCAAUAUAUCAAGAUGUUAUUAAAGGUAAAUUAGAUCAGAAAAGAAAGCAACUUGAGGUUGAGUAUACAAUGGGAAGAGACUUACGCCCAGGGCAAAUAGAUCAUAUGUUACAAGUUUUAAAUGCCUGGUCUCACACAUCUGAAGAAAUUCUAAAAUCAAUUGAUGCAAAAAUUAUUAAAAUUCCAUGGAAUAUCAUGAUGAAAAAUUUUAAAGGUGGUAGAACAGGAAAAAAGAUGGUAGAACUUAGAUGA
Molecule: messenger RNA, 1140 nt
Organism: Entrophospora sp. SA101
Lineage: Eukaryota; Fungi; Glomeromycota; Glomeromycetes; Entrophosporales; Entrophosporaceae
Source: the annotation of a GenBank genome assembly